AUGGGUUCAUGUUUUUCUGCCCCUGAGCCUUCGCCGCGACGGCGACGGCGACAUACACGAUCUCGUGCCAGGCAUCGCGAGGACGCAGAGCAUAAGAGAAGAAGUCACAAGACGAAAAAGAAGAGGUCGAGCCACCACAAAAAGAAGAAGAGAGGACACCAUCGAAGCAGCAGACGGAGCAGCCGUCAGUAUACUGAAACUGAGGCCGACAGUGCUUGGACUGCAGACGACGACAACCACUACCAGGUUGCCCUUUGGAUCGGCGAGUCCUCGCGAGCACCCGGCGGCACAAACUCUCCGCAAGAAGGCGGUUCCGGUGCCCGCGAGGCUGCGGAGGAUGGAGAUGUUUCUUCUCCUGGUGAAGAAGACGGCGGCGAGACUCCGACUCCAGAAGGCUCCAAGAAGCCGAAAAAGAAUUAG
Trichoderma aggressivum f. europaeum is the source of this 420-nucleotide messenger RNA. RefSeq lists its product as uncharacterized. Bases 1 to 420 code for a protein of 139 amino acids. The transcript is spliced from 4 exons. The record is from RefSeq and is a predicted model, not a curated record. Lineage: Eukaryota; Fungi; Ascomycota; Sordariomycetes; Hypocreales; Hypocreaceae.